GUGGUCCCUGCCUAAGCUACAAGGAAACAUUCAGCGUGGACAUCCAGGGCUUUGGACAUCCAGAUCACCUAGACUGGGUUCCUGAGCACUCUGCCUCCAGCGCUCCUCUGAACCUGGUCCAGGGCAGGCUCCACCCUCUGGCUGUACUGGUCCAGUGUUUCUUUGGGGACUGGGAGGGAUACUCAUCCAGACCUUGAGUCUCACUCAGCCAGCCUGUUUGCAGAUUCACUGUAGGGGCAGAUUAAAUCAGAGGGAGGGAACAGAGUCAUUUAAAUUGCUUGGAGUGCUGAGUGGCCAUUAGAGAUGCUUGCCUGGCCUGGACCUCAGUUUCCCCUUCCUUAAGAAUAACAUGGAUAGUAGAGACUUCUACCAAAGUCAACAGGCAUGCAGGGUCCCAAAUACGUCAUGCAUAAAUGGUCUAAUCCACGAAGGGGAAAGGAAAUCUUGUCCCAGCUAUGCCUGGGAACAAGGGAGAAUCAGGACAAGGCUCAGUGGGGGAGGGAACUGGCCAGACAGUCAGGGUGACUCACUGGAAUAGAAUGUCCCUUUUCCUUCCCUUUCCCAGGGGAGGAGUGGCCAGGGAGGAAGGGAGAGGUCGCUGACGAUGACACCCACAUUGGGUUUCUGUGAUGGGAAAAUGGACGAGAGGUCUGGUGGAUUGAUUUCUCUCUGGAGUGUCCGCCACACCCAUCUCUCCUUCCUCAUCUCCAUGCUCAGCCCAGCCCUCAGCCCUCAGCCCCUGCCCCUUCACAGCUCCCGAAUUCGGCCUGCUGCAGACCCGCCCACUUCUGUAGCUUCACAGGGACUUUACAGAUAAGUCAAGGGUGGGAGAGAGGGAAAAGUUUAGGUAGAAAACUGCAUGAGGUAGAAGGUAACGGGGCUGGACAAGUGUUCUGUAUUCCUGAUGAAAAUGCUAGGCUCAUCUCCCAGCCCCACCAGGCGAUGCUGGGGAUUCAGAUACCUCCGAUGUGUGCUUCCUGUUUGCAUCUGUCUACUUCUGGUUGCCCCAGUUAAGACAGAUAUUGCCAAGUGCUUGACUCCCUGUACCCACGAGGAGGACGAGCCCAGAUUGUGGGAACGUCUUCGAAAAGGGGAUGUGCUAGAAUAGACCAGCGUAUUGUUUGCGCUUUCUCCGGAGUGUUUACUCAUACUGUUCCCGAAGUUCUCUUGGGCCUUGGAGAGACUGGAAAAGUUCCCAGCUGCAUGACCUUGGGCCCAGCUCUCUCUCUCCUGGGGGGCCCUGGGAUCCUGAUCAGGCAAACAGCAGAGUCAGGUGAUCACUCUGUGUGGUUCCUGUGAAGAGGGCAUUGGAGUAGAGGGAAGGGAAUCCCUGCUCUGCCAUUUGGUGUUGUCCUUGUCAUGACUAACUGGCAACAGUCCUGGCCAGGCGUAUCUGCUCUGUGACUGUACCUGUGAAAUGGAGGCGCUGUCAUUGCCCAGGGCUGUGGGACCAGAGCCUGGCUACGUCCAGUACCCGGAAGACUCCAUUUUUCAUAAUAUGGUAAAGGGCAGGCUGAUAACACAGAUUUCUUUCUGAAUGUGGUAUAGUCUCGGGAGGCGCCUGGUAUGAGUGGGCUUGGACGGAGCUCCCUCCCCUGAUACCUCUCAAGGGGCAGUUAAGGAAUGAUCCUGCAAGUGUGCGGGGCGGGCUAAGUGCUGGAGCUGAGGAGGUGGUGGCUGUGGGUCACAGGCCUUCAAUCACAAUUGGAGGAAGGGAUUCAGGAAGUACUCACAGCUGCUCAGACAUCUCCGAGCCAAGUUCCAGGCAGCACCAACAAAACUCACAGCAGGCUUCAGGGAAGGGAGUCGUGGCCACCUGGGGUGGUCACCAGCCAAGGAGCGUAUGGCAUCAGGUACAGUCAGAGCUGGCACGCUUGAGGUCCGGGGUCACCCUUGAAGUCCUGAGGCGUUGCUAAUGGGCCAGCCUGGCAUCUCUCUCAGCAACAUCUUCUGCUUCUCUUUCACCUGCCUCCUCCAUGUCCAGGGAAUCAUGUGCUUACAUCUUUCCUGAUGGGGCUUCGAGAAGAUGCUAGUGCAGUUGACCACAUCUCUUGACAUCUGACCUGAGGUUAAAAACUAGACCAGGGAUCAUCUGAUUCCCGCAGAAGGGUUACUGGCCCGGGAUGCCACAAUCCAAGACCGCAGACCAGCGUCUUAAAAGACUGAGGAGAGACGGCCAUCCAGCACAGAGGCCGUUUCUGAUGGGACGCUAAGGCUCAGAGACCCCCUUCCUGUGACAAGUGCCAUCAGAAGCCAUGGAGACCAUGGUGAUCGGGAUGGUGGCAGUGCUGUUUAUUGUCACCAUGGCCAUCACCUGCAUCCUCUGCUACUUCAGCUAUGACUUGAAGACCGGAGACCCAGACAGGGACCCCAGGAACAGCUUCACCGUGGCCACAUUUCACCAGGAAGCAUCGCUCUUCACAGGGCCUGGUCUCCAAUCCCGGCCACUGCCGAGUGCCCAGAACUUCUGGACUGUUGUGUGAGGCUGGCAGUCCCUCAGCUUUGCUCUGCUAGUGGGUCAGGCCUGCCUACCCCUUCAAUAGCCAUGGUCUGGCAUCUCGCUCUUCCCAGGCCUCUGUCUCUGCCUUUAAAUGUUCCAUAAACUUCUUGCCUUUUCUCCCCUAUCUCCUUGCUCUGCCCCCUAUCCUGGGGGACCUGAGGUAUUAGGAUCAUGUGUGAGUUUCCUCUUAGCUGAGAAAUCAGCUGGGCCCUACUCACAGCGGGGCUGAGGAGGUGUGGACAGACACUGUGUGGCAUUCUAUGGUGGGGUAGCUCCAGCCAGCUGUGGAACCUCCCCAGAAGUUAGCACCCUGUCAGCAGGAUGCCUGUGAUAAAGGUGGAUGCGCCACCCAAGGAGCCCGCGCCCUCAAGUGGACGUUUUGAGGAACUACUUCUUAUUUGUUUGUGUUUUUGGAUGCCUCGCCCAACCCUGAGACUUGCUCCUUAAUCAGCCCUGAAACUCUGAAACCUUUCAAAAAGCUGUUUUCUGGGAACAAGUGACUUAUUUUAUAAUUGCGAACGUAUAUCCUUUUAUGGGUCUUUCCAGAUCUGCUUGGGAAAACCACAAAAGGAAGCAGGAUAGUAAAAGAGCCACAGAAAGCACAAGGUGUUUCAUUAGCAGGAAGGCCACCGAGAAGACUUUUAAGCACGUUUUGAACAAGACUUGCUUUAUUGCUACAGUCUGACAGACCGCGUCUAUUCUUAGCAGAUGUGAGGGAUUUGCGUCACUUAGGAAUGAUACAGACAUUGUGAGCUGAGAGAUAAUUCCAAAAAAGUUAAAUGUUGUUACAUUUCAGUGCAUGUGAAGAAGUUGUUGUUUUUACCACAAAUAAAGGGACAUUUGUUUCUUAUUAAUAGAAAAUCUGCCCUCUCUAUGAUCACAGAAUAGAUGCCAUCUCAUAUUUAAAGACUGUGAUCUGAAGAGUGGAGAACCAUGGGCCUCCGGGAUCGUAUAUCUGCAUCUAGCCCUGGAUAGGUGACUGUCUCAGGACUGGCCUGUUGAAGGAGACAAGACUGAACGAGGGGGCUCUGGGAUGUGAGGGUGUCAGACACGUGGCUGCCAUAGGAAGGACCCAGAGAGAUGGGCUUGGGUUUGGAGAGAUGUGGAGGUAGAGAUGGCGGGGAAGAGGUACUGGAAGAGAGUCCGGCUGCUAGAUGGGGUAGGGGUAGAGCGAAUCUGGGGAGAUGAUAGAAGCUCCUGGAAACAUGUCCUCAUCACCCGGACACCAAGUGCCCGACUAGGACUUGCAUAGAGAUGCCAGAAGGGAGGGCAGGGGUUCCUGGGGACUAAGUGGAGGACCUUGCUGCGGGCUGAGAGACGUCUGCUGUGAGGGGAGCACCUGUGAGGUGGAAAGGUGGAAGCAGGGCAGAGGAAGAAGUCAAACUGAGUCAACUCUCACCUUAGCUCCCUCUGAGUGAUUGCUGGCCAGGGGCCUGGCUUCACCCUAGGUGGAGCUCUGCCCCGAGGCAGGCUCUGAAGACCUUCUUUGGAGGUCCACAGGAACUCUGCAGAGUCCCAGGGAUACCCAGACUGCUUGGAGAACGCACACCAAAACGUCCAUUGUAAGACCGACCAAGUGUUACGGGGCAUCCUGCAUUUUAUCUGGUAACUCUAUGGGGACAGGAUGAGUCUGAGAGGCUGAGGAACCGGCUGAAGAUGGCAGGGGCUGUCAGAAGAGAGCACAGAGGAGAGCAACGUAAGGGUCGACAAUGGGAUUGGUGAGCAGAGUGAACAGCCACUUUUUAGGCUGUGAUGUGCACAUGGAUUGUGGAUGUGCAUGUGUAUAUAUGGUGUGUUGUAUGUAUCUGAUGUGUGGUUUGGAUAUGGUUCAUGAUAUGUGGUAUGGGCAACGUGUACAGUGCCUGUGUAGUGUAUGUGGUGUCUUUGUUAGGGUUCCUAUUGCUGUGAUAAAACACCACGACCAAAGCAACUUGGGGGAAAGGGUGUAUUUGGCCUGUGAUUCCACAUCACAGCUCAUCAUCGAAGAAAGUCAGGACAGGGGCUGCUGUAGAGGCCAUGGAGGGGUGCUGCUUACUGGCUUGCUCCUCAUGGCUUGCUCAGCCUGCUUUCUUAUAGAACCCAGGACCACCAGCCCAGGGAUGGCUCCAUCCACAAUGGGCUGGGCCCUCCUCCAUCAAUCACUAAUUUAAAAAAUGCUCGACAGGCUUGCCUACAGCCCAGCCUUAUGGAGGCAUUUUCUCACUUGAGGUUCCCUCCUCUCAGAUGACUCUAGCUUGUGUCAAGUUGACAUCAAAUUGGCUUGCACAUGUAGUAUGUGCAUGAUGUGUGAUGUGUGGCAUGUUAGGUGUGUGUUGAGGGGUGGUAUAUGUUUGCAGGGUGUAUGCGAUGUGUGCACGUGGAGUGUGUGGUAGGCGUGUGUGUGCUGUGUGUGUGGUUUGACUGUGGGUGGUGUGGUAUGUUUGUGUGCUGUGUCGUGGGUGUCUGGUGUGUGUGGUGCGUGUAUGGUACAUGAGGGAUGUGGUGUGCCGUGCUCACUUUUGCAGCCUGGUGUGUCAGAAGAAGGAGAGGCCCAGCAGCAGCCAGCAGGGAGCCCCCUUACUGCCAAAGGCUGCCCUUCCACCCACCGUUGCCAGAGGGAAAGGUAGCUGCUUAAGGACAAGACAGAAUGGCACCGGAACACCAGGACAAGACAGAAUGGCACCGGAACACCAGCAAAGCAGGCAAUGUUUAGCUGGUGGUGGUGGGGGAAGCAGUUGCUCCAGGCCAGCCUAAGGAUCUGGGGCAGAACUCUGGCACCCAGCCCUCCCAGUUCCAAACCUAGCUCCUUUUCCACUUGCUCCAUCGCUGCUGGCAGUUUUCACAGAUUCUUAUAAUGCAGAAGGUACUAUGUUCUCACCGUAUAUCACCUUGUCUGCCCACAGCAGCCCCAUGAUCUCCAUUGCUCAGAUGGGGGCGCCGAGCUGCCGCUGCUUCGUGAGUGCUUUGGGGGCAAUAGCAACUCUGCAGGAGCAAGGUUGGGGUGCUCAUCAUGUCUGUGUCACCUCAGCAGGCUCCAAUGCACAUCUUCAGGAGGUAUGGACGCUGGGGGACCUGGCUCCUCAGGCUUACCUAAGCCAAACUUACUGACACCCAUCCCUAGCUGCACAUCGGCUUUGGAGAUGGGACCUUUGCAGGACCACCUGCAAUCUCUCCUGGUAGCUCCUGAGCUGAGGCGCCCACCCCUCCCUCCUCCUGCGCUAAGGGCUGGGACCCUGGAAGAGCAGACUGCAGUCCACGAGGGCGUUGAAGCUCCUGCUCAGAUUGCUCUACAGGUCUAACUUGCCCUCCUGCCACGGGGCUUCUUUGUCAGCUCCAGCCCUAGGUGAAGGGCAGGGUGAAUGAGCUGUGUGAAUUCUGGCUCCAGCCAGUGCGUGCUAUCCUGGGCCUCUGCCUCAGUAUGCUGGGGUGCAGAGAUGAGAGGCCCACCUAGCUUGUUUGAGCCCCCAGCUGUAAGAGGCAGGGGAAGGACACGCCCAUUGCCCUCUCUCCACAGUCCCUGGCUCUGAAACCUGGCAGGGUUUCUCUGUGGGACUUGCUGCAUUCUGGAAUCAAGAGGCCUUGAAAUAACAUGUUUUCCGGAAAAGUACCUUCCUUAGAGGAAACCACUUGUUCCAAGGAAUAGAAAAGGGUCAUUGUGUCUUGCCAGGUCCCCAUUCCUGAGGUCAUGACACUUGAAAAGGCAGGCACAGUUGGAGACAUAGAGGCCUGCCGCCUCUCCACACUCCCACCCAGAUGCCCCCAUCCAGCACAUCUGCAGUUAGAAGUGCCUUAAAUGCCAACAGGAGAAGCUGACUGGCACAUCCUGGCAUGGCCAUAACGAUCCACACUAGGCAGGCUUCAAAACAAUGAGGUAAAUUUAAACUCUGUACAAGAGAUCAUUCAUCACGUACUAGCAAGUGAGAGGUAGAGUGAUUUGGAGGGCCGUACAGCUGUGUGAUAAAACUUGACUUUUGGUAGAAAUACACUUCUUUUCAUAGAAGAUGUGGAGAACUCUAGGCCCUGGUGAACUACUGUCUGGGCGAGUGAGACUGUGCUUCAUCUUAAGCAGCCUUCAAAGGCCCAGGUGGUAAAAGCUUGCUCCUCAGGGCAGUACUAUUGGGAGAUGGCAAAGCCUCUAAGAGGCUCUUGGGUCACUGGGGACCUGUUUUUGUAAGGCAUAGUGGGAUCUGGGAUUUUCUUCGUCAUCACUUAUACCUCCCAACAGUGAGAUGACUAGUUUUGUUCCACUGUGACAUGAGGCCUCAACACCACAGAGGCCUGAGGGCCACCGUGUUGACAACUCUCAGAGGCCCAGACUCUUCAAACCUGUGAGCCUUCUUUUGGAGACUGGGACUCACUCUGUGGCCCAGGCUGGACCUUUAACUCUUGAUUCUUUGCCCCAGCCCCCCGAGUCCUGAGGAUUACAGGCAUAUGACACACCCAGCUCUGAGGAGUUUGGGAAGCUUGCAGAGAGUACAAGUACCGGACCUCACUAGCCUGUGGGAGGGCCUUGACUGUGCCUGUCUGGGCCCCGGGCCUUCUGAGACAGGGCAUUAAUCCCAAUUUCAGGUCUCCAGUUGUGUAUGUAAGGCUGAUGAACCUGCCAGAGUAGCUCCUUGUGUACCCUGGUUGUGGAGGACAUAACAGAGUCCACACAAGGCCUUUCCAGCUGCCCGUAGACCCCACCUAGGAAGCUAGGGCUGUGGUGUUUCAGAGGUCCCCUGUCCUUCUGAGAUCCAGGCACCUUGGCAGAUAAAGGCCAGCUAUUUCAGCAUCUGUCAACUUAUCCCACCUGUCAAUCAUUGUCCUUGCAAAGAGCUGGCCAGCCCUCCUUCCCUUCCACGCCUCAGGGCCAAAGGACGUUCCUCAUAUAGACUUGGACUCCUCAGAAGCUUCGUAGAGGCCUCUGUCCCCACCUUCUAACUCCUGGUGUCUGUAGUUGGUAAAUAACGGUCUCCUGAGAUGGCCACAGGGGCUUACUCCCUAGAACCUAUGGGUGUGACUUAUUCACAAAGAGGAUUCAGAUCACAGAUGACAGAUGGCCAUCAGCUGACCUUAACAAGGUUAUCUUGGCCGUAUGGGAGGAGGAUCCAAUACAAUAAAAAUAUGUGGUGAUAUUGUGUUCCCCAAAAUAUUGUGCACCCUAAUAAACUUAUCUGGGGUCAGAGAACAGAACAGCCACUAGAUAUCGAGGCCAGAAAAUGGUGGCACUUACACCUUUAAUCCUAGCAUUCCAGAGGCAGAAAUCCAUCCGGAUCUCUGUGAGUUCAAGGCCACACUGGAAACAGCCAGGCAUGGUGACUCAUGCCUUUAAUCCCAGGAAGUGAUGGCAGAAAGCAGUGAGGACCAGGAAAUAGGCUGGUUAAGCUUUUAGGCUUUUGAGCAGCAGUUCAGCUGAGAUUCAUUCUGGAUGAGGACACAGAGGUUUCCAGUCUGAGGAAACAGGAUCAGCUGAGGAACUGGCAAGGUGAGGUGGCUGUGGCUUGUUCUGUUUCUCUGAUCUUCCAGCGUUCACCCCAA
Molecule: messenger RNA, 7999 nt
Organism: Peromyscus californicus insignis
Lineage: Eukaryota; Metazoa; Chordata; Mammalia; Rodentia; Cricetidae
Gene: Spaar
Product: small regulatory polypeptide of amino acid response
Exons: 3
Coding region: 2256-2483 (75 amino acids)
Source: RefSeq, a predicted model, not a curated record